CAGUCAGACCCGUCACAGCACUCGCUCGAGUCCUCGGAAACCUCAAGAAAAGCCAAUACUAAGGAGACUUGCAGUUCUUGAAGUUGAUCCGAAGACAAACCGUUAAUCUCGCUUCGGGCGACAGACAUAUUCGACGUGGCAAUGCCUUGCCACUAGACGAACCUGCCAUAAGAGCAGAGGAUACCAUGUACUGUCCAUAAAUAUUACGCAAUACGCGGGAACAGAACUUUCGAGACGUCAGAGGCGGCUGGAGCGCUUGAAACCAACCAAUCUGUGAUCUAUAAAGUAUCAGUGAAGACAGUACAGUGACACGUGCGGUGAUCCUGAGGGAAACUUUCACGGACGAUAUUAAACAGUGAGCCAGUGUCCUGACUAGUGAACCUUGGCAGACUAGAAACGUGACAAGUGUGACUCUGUGCACUUUCACAAGUAUGACAGCAGAGGAUUAACAUCGCCAUUCGCCAAAUUUCAUCGUUCAACCGUCACGAGAGAGACAACAAGGGAAAGAUUUAAAAGACCGAAAGAUGAGCGUAGCUCUCGUGACAAUGGACUCCGCGUAUGGCCUUCGACUGGGAAUUGGCAGCCACCACCAUCAUCAUCACCAUCACCAUCAUCAUCGGGUGCGCUCGCCCGAGAGUCACGUGGUUCCUCAUCAAGAUCAACAACCAGAUCAAAAAGAUGACAUCGAAGUACCAUUGAGAUUCAGCGUGGUAAAUAUUCUCAGACCGGAUUUUGGUCGAGAGGCGAUUCUCAACACGAAAGCACCGAAACAGACCAAUUUGGGGGCCGAUCAUUCGACGACAAUCCCAAUUCCGAUUCCUCGUAACAGUCCUCUUUCUCUGCCACGUGAUUUGAGCCUGUCGUCGAGCCAAUUGUCACCCACGAGGCCACAGCCUAGCAGUUUCUCCGUGCACAGAGAAAGGGAUCUGUUCUCUUCUCACUGCGGGCUGACAUCACCCCUUCAGAGGAGCACUGGCCUCAGCAGAAGCGGAAGUCUCGAGAGCUUGGCCAGCAGCAGAAGCUCGGUUACCGGAAGCUCCGUUACCGGAGCACCUUCAUUGGGUUCCACGUCCUCUACCAUUGGCAGCGACUCCUCAAGCGGAGACAGCAGUUCCGGAAAUACGUCUAAUGCCACCGCCAACCCAACUGGACUCAACGGACAAAGUCCCUGGCCUGCGUGGGUUUACUGUACCAGAUACUCCGACAGACCUUCUUCCGGACCGCGAACGAGGAGGGUGAAACGAUCGCAGAACGGGAAGAACGGCUCGCCGGAAGAGAAGAGACCGAGAACGGCGUUCAGCGCGGAGCAACUGGCCAGGCUGAAGAGGGAAUUCGCGGAAAAUCGAUACCUGACCGAGAGAAGGCGGCAGCAGCUCUCCCGAGACCUGGGCUUGAACGAGGCGCAGAUUAAGAUCUGGUUCCAGAACAAAAGGGCAAAAAUCAAGAAGGCCAGCGGGCAGAAAAAUCCGCUGGCUCUUCAAUUGAUGGCCCAAGGCCUGUACAAUCACUCGACGGUGCCCGUUGACGAAGACGGCGAGGAAGUCGUGACUGGAAGCAAUCAUUCGCACUAAUGACGAGCAACGUGUCCUCGAGAGAGUCGUUCGUCGUUCCCGAGAAAUUUUAUACGUACACCAACAACCGCGUCGCAACAACGUUUCCAGCCGCGAUCGAAACGAUCGCGAAAUGAUCGGGCACCGCGAUUUGAAAUCGAUCGCGUGAUCACGGGAUUUUCGUACGGAAGCGUUUAAAUGGGAAACGGAAGUAGAAAAUGCGACUUCGAACGAUCCACGACAAUACUUACCAGAACGACAGGAUCUUGAUCUGAUUUUACGUAGCUAUGCUAAGCGAUUACCAAAUAAUUUUCUACUUUAGCUUAGACGUAGCUGCAGCGAUGCUUCUUGAAACAGAGCAAUCUGGAGCGAUUUGUAAAUCAGCGAAAGAGAUAGAUAGAUAGAUAGAUAGAGAGAGAGAGAAAUCACUCGCGUUUUUUCGUACGAUCACAGACUGAAUCCUUACAUUUAUCGGCUACAAGUAUGUUAUAUCGACAUAUAUAUGAUUCCAGUACGCACGAGCCCCGGUACGAUUACUUACCUUACAUUAGAUUUAAAUUAUUUAUUUCCCUUGUAUAUAAUUGUAAAUACGACGUGGUCGUGAUGUGUAUAUGUAUAUAAUUUUUAAUUGCCGAGCAAAGACUAUGCACCGUAUCAUUGUGUAGGUGUGUACGGAUCGCGUGAAUACGAAAAGGAUCUCACAUUGUAUGUAUAUUUCUAACUAUCGUGCGAGUCUAUAUAGCAGCCUAUAUAGAUCUCUCCCUACGUAGGUACACAUAUCUAUUAUGUAGACAGAUUUGGAAAAGUACGCGGUCGAUAUAAUCUAUGUAACCCGCUUACAUGUUGCC
This is a messenger RNA of Frieseomelitta varia, 2398 nucleotides long. Its product is annotated as homeobox protein engrailed-1a-like. The record is from RefSeq and is a predicted model, not a curated record. Lineage: Eukaryota; Metazoa; Arthropoda; Insecta; Hymenoptera; Apidae. Gene Ontology annotation, molecular function: RNA polymerase II cis-regulatory region sequence-specific DNA binding; DNA-binding transcription factor activity, RNA polymerase II-specific. Gene Ontology annotation, cellular component: nucleus. Gene Ontology annotation, biological process: multicellular organism development; neuron differentiation; regulation of transcription by RNA polymerase II. The transcript has 2 exons. Bases 525 to 1571 code for a protein of 348 amino acids.